Messenger RNA from Trachemys scripta elegans, 2206 nucleotides. Its product is annotated as inactive N-acetylated-alpha-linked acidic dipeptidase-like protein 2. The record is from RefSeq and is a predicted model, not a curated record. Lineage: Eukaryota; Metazoa; Chordata; Testudines; Emydidae.
ACCCUGUUCCUCCCUGUGCAGACAUGUCUCCCUGGCUGUGACUCACUCGCUCUCUCUUUCCCUCUGGCUCUGGCCCUUUGCUGAUCUCUUGCAACGAGCACACACAGCAGCUCAGGGAAGGGAAAGGGCUCUCUCCGCUUUACGGCUGCUGAAAACCCUCCCUCCCCAGCCAGCUCAGUGCAGCCGCGCCGCGCCGCGCCCGGGCUCGCUCCUCUCCAAGAUUUCUCAGCUGAACAUUGGAAAUAGCUUUUGAUGGUUCUGGGCUUCUUUCAUUUGACCCAGGCAGAUUAAUCUAGAGAUCUGCUCUCAAGACUAGAAAUAUGCCUUCAUGAAAAGGUGUCUUGCGGUGACCCUUGCUGUCUUGGCUUUAAGGUAAAAAGAUGGCUUAUCGCAAAGUGAACGCAGACCAGAGAACACAGGGGCACUCUCAAUACCUUGACAACGAUGACCUCCAGGCCACCACAUUGGAACUAGAAUGGGACAUGGAAAAAGAGCUGGAGGAGCCUGGCUUUGACCAUUUCCAACUGGAUGGCACAGUUGAUCACCAUUCGGGAAAUUCACAAAACACCAACAUUGAUCUCGAGCCUAUUCAGCCCUCGGCAUCCCCUAAAGGAAGAUUUCAGCGACUUCAGGAAGACCCGGACUAUGUGUCACAUUAUACAAGACCAGCACCAAAGAGCAAGCGCUGCAACUUUUGUCGGAUAUUUAAACUAUUUUGCACUGUUUUGACUUUAUUUAUUUUUGGAAUUUUAAUAGGAUAUUAUGCACACAAAAAAUGUCCUCCUUCCCCCACGCCUUCAGAACCAAGUGACCCUCAUUUCUACCAUGAUAUUCUCAAGGAAAUCAAAGCUGAAAAUAUUCAGAAGAUUUUCAGAGAUUUGAUACAGUUGCCUAGGAAAGAAGAAGAUACAGACAUUGCAAUGAAACUUCUGGUUCAAUGGACGUCUUGUGGCCUUGAAGAUGUUCAGCUAGUAAAUUACUCUGUCUUGCUUGACCUGCCAGGCUCUUCUUCAAAUACAGUAACUUUGAAAAAUAGUGGUGAAUGCUUUUAUCCUAGUGGACAGAAGUGUUACAGGGAGACCAAAAAGCUUCACAGCCAAGACCUUCUGUACUCAUACGCCGCUUACUCUGCCAAAGGAACUCUCGAGGCAGAAGUAAUUGAUGUGCAGUAUGGGACUGUAGAAGAUUUAGUCCUGAUUCAAGCCAUGACAAAUGUGACCAAUAAAAUCGCACUUCUGAAGCUAGGACAAUCACCUUUACUCUAUAAGCUUUCUCUGUUAGAAGAGGCGGGGUUUGGAGGCGUCCUUCUUUAUGUUGAUCCUUGCGAUUUACCAAAGACUCAAAACCUUAGUGAUAAAGCAUUCAUGGUUUCCCUAAACAAUGGAGGAGACCCAUCGACACCUGGUUAUCCCAGUAUUGAAACUACAGACAGAACCGAUCGAACCUUACCUCACUGUUAGUGCAACCCAUAUCUGCACUGCUAGUCAAAAGACUUGUUUCUUUACCUGAGGACAGAAGCAAAAGUGAUGGGUGUAUCCCUCUCAAACUGGCUAUGACAGAAAAGAGAAUAAUCAGUCUAAAUGUUCAGACAGUCCCAACAUACAAGACAAUUUCUAAUGUUAUUGGGUAUUUAAAGGGAUCUACAUUUCCCGAUAGAUAUGUCAUAGUUGGUAGCCACCACAACAGUGUAUAUGGUUACAGUGGACAAGAAUGGGCCAGUAGCACUGCUGUCAUCACAGCAUUUAUACAAGCCUUGAUGCUAAAAGUUAAGAGAGGCUGGAGGCCUGAUCGGACCAUUGUUUUCUGCUCAUGGGGAGGAACAUCAUUUGGCAACAUUGGCUCAUAUGAAUGGGCAGAGGAUCUCAAGAAAGUUCUCCAGAGAAACGUUGUGGCUUAUGUUAGCCUCCAUAACCCAGUAAGAGGCAAUUCAAGUUUGCAUCCUGUAGCAUCGCCUUCCCUUCAGCAACUGGCAACAGAGAGACAGAGCCUCACCUGUCUGGGGAAAAUGAAGUGCCCAGGAUCCAAUGUGAGUUCUGUGCAAAUGCAGGGUGAUUCUGAUUAUUUCAUCAACCAUCUUGGGGUUCCCACUGUGCAGUUUUCUUAUGAAGACAUCAAAACAUUAGAGGUAAUUGUGAAUGGAAACAGACAACACAAUAAAAAAAUGCAGAAUCUGGUUUUACUCAGUGUGAUAUUCCAUGCCAAGUAG